Messenger RNA from Colletotrichum lupini, 1272 nucleotides. RefSeq lists its product as uncharacterized. The coding region runs from base 1 to 1272 and encodes 423 amino acids. The record is from RefSeq and is a predicted model, not a curated record. The transcript has 4 exons. Lineage: Eukaryota; Fungi; Ascomycota; Sordariomycetes; Glomerellales; Glomerellaceae.
AUGAACUACAUUGUUCGUUCCACCGCUCAAGGCUCGAAGAAGCCGGAACACACCGACAUCGAGGUCGCCGUCAAGAGAGAGCCUGUUACCGAAGGUGAUUCCUCUACGCAGUCGCCUAGGAACAUUUAUUUCUUCAAGAGAAUGGUGGACGGCCGCCCCCACUUCGAUGCUCUGCAAGAAAUUGGUUCAGGCCGAAGGCAGCUGAGUGACGAACAAGCGAAUACCGAGUACGCGCUUUGGGAAACUGAACAAGGCGAUUUUAUCUACAAGCAGUCCGGGACCGACUUCCGAGUGCUGAAGUGUAUCGGAAACGCUGAGUAUCGCGGCGAGGAAGGAGACGCCCAAGUGAAGCACAAGUUCGCCACCAAAACCUUGGGCUUCAUCGCCAUUAGGGGUACAGAUUCCUCAUUGGAUGUUCUCAAGCUCGCUGUGAGCGGCACAUCGUUCAUUCCUCUCCGGGAGUCGAAAGACAACUUUCUCUACCAUGCGCGAUGGCACCGACGAGUGAAGAGAAUGGCUCGACACCUCGGUCUCAACCUUCGGACCUUCUACGAUGGCGCCGGCAAGCCGAUGACGGCAGAUAAUUGCGGCAAUUGGAGAGCAGGUCAUAUCGAAAAGAAACUCGCCACAUACAUGGUCUAUGCGAUGGUGUUCGCCCACGAUAUCAAGCCAGCAGACAGCCACGACAUCUCCCUCAAGGACUUGAAUCGACUUCGCAAACGCCUCCGAUACCAAGGCCUCGCGCCUCAUUACGAAAUCCAUAUCAGCAGAGCGCCGUGCGGUACGCCUCAGCGCCCCGGCCAGUGCAUCCCUCUCAGCAGCGACUACGACAGCGAGGAGGAGGAUCUGCUAGUUCACCUUGCCGAAGCCGAGGGUCGCAAAGACGACAUUGUGUAUGAUGGAUUCGAGAUAGCAGAAGACGAGCCUCGCACCUACGAUGCUUGCGCUGCUGAUGGCGAUGAGGCCGAAACAACUGACACGGAUUCCUCUCCCCUGCCUCAGCAGCACAUACCCCCUGAAGUUGCGACCAAAUUUGGCGAGAACCUGCGGGCGAAAUUUACUCGAAAGGAGAAGCACACCACAGAAUCGACCCCCGAGACUACCGAAAGCACUGAGAGUGUCGAGGAAAUUGAGCGAGAACUGUCUUACGUUGAUCUCGACCGUCCCCCUUCGCAAAGCCAGUACUGGGAGGCCCCUGCUACCGCGUCCACCGACGUAGCACGGCCGGGGGCUCUGUUUUUGCGGCUCGCCUGGGGGCGAUACUCGGCUUAA